GUGUCACACCCCUUACAGCUGAACCUUACGGUUCACACCAAAACCAAAGAAGAAGAAGAAGAAGAAAAAUCAGGGAAGGCUGGCCUGUGGGCGGAGAGUAUGAUAAUACCCUUCAGAGGAAGUGAGCGCAGUGUAGUGGAAUGUAGCUGCCAUUAGUGGGAGUUGAGCUGAAGCUGCCCAACUGCUAGCCCUCUAAGUUGUGUUUGAGCUAGAGACACCGAAAAGAGUGAUGAAAACAUGCCUCACUUCACGGUCGUACCAGUGAAAGAUCAAGUUCAGGCUAGCUACGACAGCUUAGAGGGGAUUAACUGGGUUGAUUACAGGGAUACUGGACAGGACCCUGAUCAUCAAGAUACUGUCAGCUCUGAUGGACAUGGCAACCAUAAAGAAGACAGUCCGUUCCUUAACAGUUCUGAUGCUGCUAGCAAGAAGAAUGACUUCUAUGACAGGAACCUGGCAUUGUUUGAGGAAGAGCUGGACAUCCGGCCGAAGGUUUCCUCUCUGCUCAGCCGCUUGGUCAACUACACCAACAUCACCCAGGGCGCCAAAGAGCAUGAAGAGGAGGAGAGUGCUGAGGCGUCACGUAGGAAGACCCCCAAGUCUCCCAACAUGGGCACUCUGAUGGGAGUCUACUUACCGUGUCUCCAGAACAUCUUUGGCGUUAUUCUCUUUCUCCGACUGACAUGGAUUGUCGGGAUGGCUGGCAUCGUACAGUCCCUCUUGAUUGUCCUUAUGUGCUGUUCAUGUACUAUGCUGACAGCCAUAUCUAUGAGUGCCAUUGCUACUAAUGGAGUUGUUCCAGCUGGGGGAGCUUACUUCAUGAUCUCACGCUCACUUGGUCCUGAAUUUGGAGGAGCUGUGGGGCUGUGUUUCUACUUGGGCACUACCUUUGCUUCUGCCAUGUACAUACUGGGGGCCAUCGAAAUCUUCUUGAAAUAUCUGGUUCCCCAGGCAGCCAUCUUUCAUGACACGGAGCCCCAUAGGAGUGACAGUGCCAUGCUGAACAACAUGAGAGUUUAUGGCUCUUUAUGCCUCAGCCUUAUGGCUGUGGUCGUUUUUGUAGGAGUCAAAUAUGUCAACAAGUUGGCCUCUCUUUUUCUGGCCUGUGUCAUUAUCUCAAUUGUCGCGAUUUAUGCUGGGGCAAUCAAAUCUGUGACUCACCCACCCGAAUUCCCGAUCUGCAUGUUGGGCAACAGGACUUUGGUCAGAGAUCGCUUCGACGUCUGUGCUAAAACUAUAAUAAAGGGCAACAUCACAGUGCCCAGUCAGCUGUGGGAUAAGUUUUGCCUACCAGGGAACAUGAGCAGUGCUCAUUGCGAUGACUACUUUAUCCAGAACAAUGUGACAGAGAUACAGGGCAUCCCUGGACUUGGCAGUGGAAUUAUUAGAGACAACAUGUGGGGAAACUACCUAGAGAAAGGAGAGCUCUUGGAGAAGGCCGGGCUACAGUCUGUGAAUGCCCAUGGGGCUCUGGAGAACUUUGGCAUGUAUGUGUCAGCAGAUAUUGCUACAUCAUUCACACUUCUGGUGGGGAUCUUCUUUCCAUCUGCCACAGGUAUCAUGGCAGGCUCCAACAGAUCUGGUGAUCUCAAAGAUGCUCAGAAGUCUAUCCCUGUGGGAACUAUCUUAGCCAUUACCACCACUUCACUUGUUUAUUUUAGUUCUGUGGUCCUAUUUGGCUCAUGCAUUGAAGGAGUAGUCCUUAGGGACAAGUUUGGGGAUGCAGUUAAAAAAAAUUUGGUGGUGGGAACUCUAGCCUGGCCAUCUCCAUGGGUCAUUGUUAUUGGCUCCUUCUUCUCUACUGUUGGAGCAGGCCUGCAGUCUCUCACAGGAGCUCCGCGACUUCUACAAGCCAUUGCAAAGGACAACAUCAUUCCCUUCCUGAGGGUGUUUGGUCAUGGUAAGACAAAUGGGGAGCCUACGUGGGCACUGCUGCUGACUGGGCUUAUCGCUGAGCUGGGGAUCCUUAUUGCCUCUCUGGACAUGGUGGCUCCUAUCCUUUCCAUGUUCUUCUUGAUGUGCUAUCUCUUUGUGAACUUAGCCUGUGCAGUGCAAACUCUUUUACGCACACCAAACUGGAGGCCAAGGUUCAAAUAUUACCACUGGGCUCUGUCAUUCCUGGGCAUGAGUAUGUGUCUUGCUCUGAUGUUCAUCUCCUCCUGGUACUAUGCCAUUGUGGCCAUGGGCAUUGCUGGGAUGAUCUAUAAGUACAUUGAGUACCAGGGAGCAGAGAAGGAGUGGGGAGAUGGCAUAAGAGGACUCUCUCUUAGCGCUGCACGCUAUGCCCUACUAAGACUAGAGGCUGGACCACCACACACAAAGAACUGGAGACCUCAACUGUUGGUGCUGUUGAAACUAGAUGAGGACCUCCAUGUAAAAUAUCCCCGACUGCUCACCUUUGCCUCGCAGCUGAAAGCAGGAAAAGGCUUGACCAUUGUGGGCUCUGUUAUCCACGGUAACUUCCUGGACAGCUAUGGAGAAAUGCAGGCAGCUGAGCAGGCUAUCAAGAAUAUGAUGGAAAUUGAGCGGGUCAAAGGCUUCUGCCAGGUUGUGGUUGCAUCUAAGGUACGGGAGGGCAUUGUCCAUUUGAUCCAGUCAUGUGGUCUGGGUGGUAUGAAGCACAACACUGUCGUAAUGGGAUGGCCAUAUGGCUGGAGACAGAGUGAGGACCCUCGAGCCUGGAAGACUUUUAUAAACACGGUUCGCUGCACGACAGCUGCACAGCUGGCCCUGAUGGUGCCCAAAAAUGUGUCCUUCUAUCCAAGCAACCAUGAACGUUUCACAGAUGGCAACAUUGAUGUGUGGUGGAUUGUCCAUGAUGGGGGGAUGUUAAUGCUGCUGCCUUUCUUGCUUAAACAGCAUAAGGUCUGGAGGAAGUGCAAGAUGCGCAUCUUUACUGUAGCCCAGAUGGAUGACAAUAGCAUCCAGAUGAAGAAAGAUCUGGCUACUUUUCUUUAUCAGCUGAGAAUAGAAGCUGAGGUGGAAGUGGUGGAGAUGCAUGAUAGUGACAUUUCAGCAUACACCUAUGAACGAACAUUAAUGAUGGAGCAGAGGUCCCAAAUGCUGAGGCAAAUGAGGCUUUCCAGUGCAGAAAGACAGAGAGAGGCUCAGCUUGUUAAAGACAGACACUCCUUGGUGCGUAUGGGGAGUCUGUACUCAGAUGAGGAGGAGGAGAUUGUGGAAGCUCCUCCAGAGAAGCUUCAGAUGACAUGGACUCGAGAGAAGUGUGAGGCUGAGAGGAGGAACAAAAACAAUGCACCUGAGAACUUUAGAGAGCUCAUAAGCCUCAAACCGGAUCAGUCCAAUGUGCGGAGAAUGCAUACAGCUGUGAAGCUGAACGAAGUAAUAGUAAACAGAUCCCAUGACGCUCGAUUAGUACUGCUCAACAUGCCAGGACCACCCCGAAACACAGACGGAGAUGAGAACUACAUGGAGUUUCUGGAGGUGCUGACUGAAGGUUUGGAAAGGGUGCUUCUGGUGAGAGGUGGAGGGCGGGAAGUUAUUACUAUCUACUCAUGACUAAAUAAGAGCUGCUAUACGAGGGCACUGACCUCAUCAGAAUAAAUUCCACCUCUGCUCAAAAGGUGGCAACCAAUUUGCCUGCAGACAAUUAUGCGUAGAUGCAUAAAUUUAAUAAUUUUUUUAUGAACUUUUGAUUAUAAAAAGAGGUUCAUUCUAUUCUUGUAGAAUAUUGGGACACUUUUGAAUACAUAUCAUCCUGUUUGUUCAUUCUUUUAUAAAUGAAAGCUGUCAUUUAUGCUCUUUUUAUUUCAAAACUCGUCAGAAACAAACUUUUGGGUAUUUGUUCUUAUUUUUUAAGGUACUGAUUCUGUACCUCUUGUACAUGAUAUUAAAGCUAUAUUUGGCAAUUUGAUAGGCAGGAAUGUACUGAGUAUUACACAUUUUGUUAGAACAGUAUUAAUAGGAUGCCAGAUUAUUAUUCUGAAACAAUUCUCUGAUUAUUUUAGGGAAACACAAAUAUUUAUUUAUUUAUUUUCUAAACAUUUCCCCGAUGAGAAUAAAGAAAAUGUUACUGUGGGUAUCGAACAAAGCGAUGGAUAUUUUGUGUAUUGUACAGGUGGCUUACAAUCUAGAUUGUAAAUCUGGAUGAUGGACAUUAUAAAGCAAGAUUUUAAAAAGAGUAAGAAUUUGUAUUUUUUUAAGAUAUGAGUCAAAGUGUUCAUGAACAUGACCUUUAAACUGUUGCAUGUAUACUGAUAAGCUUACAUGUUUAUAAAAAAGAUGCUUUAAUUUAAAGUUGGAAUCCUUAUGGUUUAAUUUUUUUUUUUUUAAAUCUACUCAUAUUAUUUAUAGUUGACUUUUUCUGUAAUUGCCACUCUAAAUCCAUUUUAUAAAACAAUGGCUAUCUGUAUCAAAUCUAUACCUAUUAGUGUGGAAGUCUUCUUUUUUUGCACUGGAUUGUAAUUUUCAGACUACAUAUACACACACACUAUUUUGUAGCUUCUAAUAGUUUAUAUUACCACAGGCAUCACUAAUUCAACUAGGACUGAAACUCUACAAGGAUUACAUCUUUAAAUUAAUCUAAUCUAGAAUCUGAAUGUGUUUUUAGACUUUGUUUUGUGUAUGUUUUACCUGAGAAACUGAAGAUAAUCAGUAUUUUAGAUCAGGGUGUAGUGCCUGGAACGACUAUAUUUUUUGUGUUGACUAAAUAGUCUUUUUAAAGGCAAGGGUGUGUCUUAUGGAAAGUAUGACAAGUGUGCAACUAUUAAACACUCAAUGUCAGAACAGCA
This is a messenger RNA of Neolamprologus brichardi, 4751 nucleotides long. RefSeq names its product solute carrier family 12 member 4 (gene slc12a4). Gene Ontology annotation, cellular component: plasma membrane. Gene Ontology annotation, biological process: chloride ion homeostasis; chemical synaptic transmission; cell volume homeostasis. Gene Ontology annotation, molecular function: potassium:chloride symporter activity. The record is from RefSeq and is a predicted model, not a curated record. Lineage: Eukaryota; Metazoa; Chordata; Actinopteri; Cichliformes; Cichlidae.